Molecule: messenger RNA, 744 nt
Organism: Ipomoea triloba (trilobed morning glory)
Lineage: Eukaryota; Viridiplantae; Streptophyta; Magnoliopsida; Solanales; Convolvulaceae
Exons: 1
Coding region: 1-744 (247 amino acids)
Source: RefSeq, a predicted model, not a curated record
AUGGAGGAGACCACCUCUUGUGGUCUAUCGAGCAAAGGAAAAGGGGAGAUCACCUCUUGUGAUCUCGGGGGCAAAGCGAAAGAAAAGGUUCUUCCAAAGCACCAAUCCACUACCCCAAGGAAGGAUGCAAGGGCGAGAAAAGGUACAUUUAAUGCUUUCUUGCAAAAAAUUUAUUGUGAUGCCCAAUGGAGGGAAAUAUUUGAAAAUUAUGAUAUUGAGGACUUUGCUUGCUUAGGUAAAGUGACCUUGGCCCUUAUCUCUACGGGGUGCCCAAUAAAAAACGGUGACUCUAGAGCUUUCGUAGUUCCAUGUUCUAUCAAGGACAUGGAAUUCCAUAAAGCUUUGGAGGAUCUCGUAGCCUCUAUUAAUCUCAUGUCGUUGAGUGUGUUUGAAAGAUUGAAUUUGCCAUAUUUGACUCCAACUAGAGUCACACUCCGUUUAGCCGAUGGGACCAUCCGGUAUCCCAAAGGUUUGGCGAAGGACCUGUUAGUCAAAGUUGGGGAAUUCAUUGUGCCCGUGGAUUUUGUAGUUUGUGAAAUGGGAGGAGAUGAGCCCUUUGGUUCAUUGAUCUUGGGUAGGCUGUUUUUUGCCACCUUUUGUGCCUUGAUAGAUGUGGGCACGGGAGAAAUUACACUCCGGUUUGAUGGUGAAAAGGCUAAGACCGAAAAUGUUAAUGCUUUGAAAGAAGGGAAAAGUGCUUCAAAGGAUAGGGUCAAGGUGAAAACUAAGACCAAGCCUAAAUGA